Molecule: messenger RNA, 771 nt
Organism: Nerophis lumbriciformis (worm pipefish)
Lineage: Eukaryota; Metazoa; Chordata; Actinopteri; Syngnathiformes; Syngnathidae
Source: RefSeq, a predicted model, not a curated record
AUGAGGGCUGAAACCGCCUCGCCCCAGAGCCACGCUCACUCCUACAAGAUGCACUGCUUGGACAACGACAUCAACCAGCACUUCCAGGAUGCGAUCGAUGUCAUCCAGCAGCAUUCUAGUCAUCCCUACUAUGAUUCAGAAUAUGCGUACUAUGAUACUACGGGCGCUCAGCAGUGUCAGAUCUCCUACUACAUGGUUGGCCCCCACCCUGACAUGCCGGCCCCCGUGUACGACUGGCCUGACACCAGUGUGCAGCAGACGUGGUCUCAGGUGUUGCCCGAAGUCUCUUCGAUCCAAAAUGAACCCGUUCACUUUUACUCGUCUCAACGACUCGUGCCUUCACAGAGGAACAGAGGUCGCAAGAAGCUGCGCCUGUACGAGUACCUCCACGAGGCCCUUCACGAUCCAGACAUGGGCGACUCCAUCCAGUGGAGCGACAGCCAAAGCGGCACUUUCCACUUCGUUUCCAAAAACAAAGAACGUCUGGCGGAAUCCUGGGGUCAGCGCAAGGGCAACCGCAAGACAAUGACCUACCAGAAAAUGGCACGUGCUUUGCGCAACUACGGCCGCACUGGCGAGAUCGUCAAGGUGCGACGUAAACUCACCUACCAGUUCAACCCAGAAGUCUUGCACAGGCUGGGCUCAGGUGGGGCGCCGCACGGGACACCGAACAGCCAGGGUGUGCAAAACCGCGGCCCCAACUGGGAGAGCUGGUAUGGGCAAUGCCCGCUGCAGGACUAUGAGAAUGCUAGUUUCAAUGCAAAUUGUUGA